CUUCCUGUGGGAGAGCACAGAAGAUGAUGGUUUGCAAGAAAACAAGUCAAAAAUCCUGGUUCUUAGUGAAAGUAAUGACCUCUUUGUGUAUGAACUCACUGUGGAGGAUAGAAAAUGCACCCUGAGCUCCCUGCACUAUUGUAAGGAAGAAACACUGAAAAAGCUCCUGGAAGUUAACAACAUCCGUCUGCCCUCAACUCUCUCUGUGAAGAUUCUCUCCUUUGAAAACAACAAGUGCAAACUUCUGCUCAGCCACUUCGUCCUGGUGCAUCUGAGCUUCCCAGAGGGAGACUCUCUGUCAGAGACCUGCAACUGCUUCACCCUGGAGGUGCCUCCAGGAGCUCUGGGCAGAGUCACAGACUCCCAGUACUGCAGGGGCAUCCUGUUCCUCCUGGACAGUGCUGGCUGCAUUUGGAGCAUCCAAGUGUCCCCAUGCCAGUGGAAUGAGGGCAAGGGUUCAGCCCUCUCAUCACCACUCACUGCCCUGAGAGUGUCCCACGACCUGAGCAUGGCUGUGGUCACCAGUGCCUCCAACUGUGCCCUCUGUGUAGACCUCAACAGCUACUUCAGGCAGUUCCCUGAGCAUUUGCUGUGUAAGAGAGAUCCUGAGAGUCUCCCAGUGGAGCCUCCUGAGGGGCUGGAUGAGGAGGACCUUGCCAGUUCUGAGCACAGCAUGGAGCUUCUCUUACCACCUUUCCGUACGGACAGGUCCUGGAAGGCUCACUUAGCCUCCCUGUGUGACAGGGUGAGGAGGAGAAAACCUGCUUCUCCAGACUUGGUGGAUGAGUUGAAUUUACCUUGGUACCAGUUCUUUACCCAUCUGGAAGACCAUGACCCUGAGAUCUGUGAGACCCCAGAGAGGAUGUUUGCCUUUGUGCCUCGAGCUGCCAUGGGGGCUGCAGCCAGAGCUGCCCAGGGCACCCCCCUGGGGGCUGCAGCACAUCACUGGAGGCACAUCCCCACAGCAGCACCGCAGGAGGAGGUCAGACUGGAGUGCAAACUGGUGACUGGAGCCAGAGCUGUGUUUGUGGUGCUCACAGAGGGCUCAGGGCUGGCUCUGGCUCUCUGGGACUUUGAGUCUCACAAUGUGACUUACUCCCACUGGGGCAGAGGUUGUGUCUAUGUGGAGUGCAGCCCUGAGGUGCCACUGAGUCUGCUGCUCACAGAGCAUGGCCUGUCCCUGGUCCUUUUUGGGUUGGGUCGGGAGGAGUUUCUGAACAGGCUGAUGAUGUAUGGCAGUGCUGGAGUUGUGGAUUCUGUGUGCCACCUCAAUGGGUGGGAGAGAUGUUCCAUUCCCAUCCAUGCCCUGGAGGCAGGACUGGAGAAUCGCCAGCUGGACACAGUGGAUCUGUUCUUAAAAAGCAAAGAGAGUGUUUUCACCCUCUCUGCGCUCUGCCCUGGGCCUGAGCAGUGCAGGGAUGAGGCAUCCCAGUCCUACCUGAGCAAUCUGGAGCAGCUGAGACCAGCUCUGAACUUGCUUUGCUCAGCAAUCCAAGCAAAUGAUCUGGAGCCUCACAGCAAACACUUCUCUGAGCAGCUCCUGGGCCUCACCUUGGCUUUCCUGACCAAGCAACUGGACGAAAUCUCUGUGCACACACAGGAGCCCGAUGAGUUCCUGCAGAAGGCUGCAGAUAUUUUGGCUGAUUACAUCAUCAAACUGAGGAAAUUCCUGAGGAAAUACCCCAGACCCCACAUGAACACAGUGCAGACAGGAGGGGAUGUGGGUGAGCACCUGCCUGCAAUAGAAGAGAGCCACAAGUGGGAAAAGCUGACACCAGAGGAAGUCAUUGCUGAGGCCAUUUUAAGCAACAAAAUUCCAGAGGCUCAGAUCUUCUUCCAGUUGCAUCAGCAUCCUGCUGAGAGUCUCCAGGAGUUCCUGCAGACAGGCUUGAACCUGGUCUAUGACUGUCUGCUCAAGGGUAACACCACAGAGGCCUCCGAGCUGUUAAGAAACAUGGGCUUUGAUGUGAAGGAGGAGUUGCAUAAGAUUUGUUUCUACACAGAGGAUAAACACGUCCGAGAUCUGCUGGUGAAAGUUCUCCAAGAAGACAAUUAUUUCUCUGACAAGGAAAAGAGAAUGAUUGACUUUGUGCAUCAGGUUGAAAGCUCCUACUCAGAAUCCUCCCAGGAGAGCAAAGAGGUUCAGUCUCUUCCCAGGCUCUGGAGGAAGGAUCAGGACCUCUCCAGGCGCUCAGAGGUGCUGGACUCAGUGCUGGGCUGUGGCAGACACCAGGCUCAGGGCAGGAGAGUCAGAGUGAUGCUCAACUGGGCUCAGUGGUGGGAUGAGCUCCUGCAAGAGAUGGUUCUGCUCCCCAGGAAGCCACGCCAAGAACUGAAGACAUGCAAUCCUGAGGUUCUCUGGAUGCACCUGACAGCUCAGCACGAUUGGCAUAGCAUUUGCUCCUGGAUUGAGGAGUCAGAGCCCAGCCAGGCUCUGUGUGGCCAGGCUGCCUGGCCCCCUCUGGCUGCAGACGUCAUCGACAGGAGCACCUUGUGCAGCAGCCCCAUGAGACAGGAUAUACUGAACAAACUCGCCAGGAAUGGAGUGUUUGUGCAUUCUGAGCUGGAGGAUUUCGAGCUCCUGCUCCAAAGGCUGUGGUACCUCGGGGGAGUCCUGCAGCAUCCUCACCCUGUGCCCAAGUACAGCACUGCCUCUGGCUUGGACUUCCAUGCUCAGUUUGUGCUUCACUGCUUGGAGCACAACUUGCACUACCUGUUGUACACCUACCUGGACUAUUACAGUUUAACCCCUUCCAACUGCCCCAUCUUGGACAACAAGGAGCUGCACGAAGCACAUCCCUGGUUUGAGUUCCUGGUGCAGUGCCGAGGGGUUGCCAGCAAUCCCCAAGACUCACAGGUGAUGUUCCAGGCCAGCCUGGCCAACGCUCAGAUGCUGAUCCCCAGCGCCCAGGCUGGGGUGAGCAGCAUGCUGCUGGAAGGCCACACACUGCUGGCCCUGGCCACCACCAUGUAUGCCCCUGGGGGCAUUGAUCAGGUUCUUCAGAAUGAAGAUACAGAAAAACCUCUAAGGAAGGUUGAUCCACAGCUCUUAAAAAUGGCCCUGACUCCUUACCCCAAGCUCAAGGCUGCUCUGUUCCCCUCCUGUACCUCUCAUGGGAUUUUGCCACCUGACAUCUCUCUCUACCAUCUCCUGCAGUCCUUGAUGCCCUUUGAUCCCAGGAAGUUGUUUGGUUGGCAGCCAACAAACACUCUUGCUGUGUCAGAUGCAUGCAGUGAGUUCCCUCACUUCUCCUGCCCUGAGCUGGUGAACAGACAUGCAGUGAUGGAGCGACUGGACUUUGUGUACUACCUGCUGCAUGGGCGUCCUGCCUUCGCCUUCGGCACCUUCCUGGUCCAGCAGCUGCUCAAGAGCAAAACCCCCAGACAGCUGAUCCAGCAGGCAGGGCAGGAGGCACACGUUCUGGCUCUCUCCUCCUUCAGUGUCCCCGCGGUGGCAGCAGCCUCUGUGUGUUUCCUGGAGCUGCUUGGCCUCGACAGCCUCAAGCUCAGGGUGGAUGUCAGAGUGGCAAACAUGAUUUUCACCUACAGAACCAGAAAUGAGGAAUCUCAUCACAACCAGAUCAGAGACUCCUUGGUGGAGAAGUUAACAAAGUUGGCUGAUGGUGACAAAGCAGCAGCAGCAGCAAUUCUUACCUCCUUGGAAGAAGCUUUCUGGGAUGCAAUUGAGCAUCAAGGGAUAAAGAGGACAUGCAGUGACUCCAGAAGGCAGUGGUCCCUGGUCAUGCAGUUCUGUAAGCUCCACAACGUGGGGCUGAGCACAUCCUACCUGAGGGAAUGUGCCAGAGCCAAGGACUGGCUGCAAUUCAUCAUCCAGACCCACCUGUAUGGCCACCAGCCACGGGAGGUCAUUCCCAUCCUUCAGGAGUUCCCUCCCCCUCUACAAGAUCACUUGAUGUUGGCCCUGGAGAAGGUUUUGUGCCCUGAGGGCAGUGCUGGCAGCCUGGCCAGGGGCAGAUCUGCAGGGAGCCUCUUCCACAUCCUCCUGCAGUGCCAGGGGAACCCUAACCCCUCCUGGUACCUCCUGGCUGAAGCUCUGAGGCAGCACGUGCCUAUCCUCAGUGUUCUGGCAGCUUGUUUCCCUGAUGCAAACAUCAUCCACUGCCUCUGUGUUUGGAUCAUCACCACUGUGGAUGAUGCCACAAGAGCUGAGGCCACAAAGCACCUGCAGAGCUCAGCAGCAGAUCACCAGUGGGACCUGAAGGACCUCUCAGUCAUCUGGAAAGUCUUUCUAAGAAAGGAGAGAAGUAAAACACUUCUGAAUGGCUUCAUGCUCUUUGUAAAGGAUUCCCCUUUGCUGCACCUGCUGGAGAUGUAUGAGCUGUGCAUGAGCUGCAAGAAGUACAAGGAAGCUAAAGCCAAACUGGACAAGUUUCAGGAGAGUCUCACAAUGCUGAAAGCUGAAGCAGCAGCAGCUGCAGAGUUCCCUGUGCCCUGGUUGGAAUCACAAGCAAAGUUUCUUCUGGAGCUGAUGCUGCAGCAGUGCAGAACUGAUUAUGAGCUGGGAAAGCUCUUACAGCUCUUUGCUGCAGCAGAAAAUCCUCUCCUGGAUGGCCCUUAUGUGAAGAAACUCUGUGCCCUCAGUGAGACCCUGAAGGAUUCCUCCAUAUCCAUCCAUCGCUCCAUUCUCACCUGUUCCAGCCUGGAGACGUUCCAGAGGCAGUGCACAUCCAUCCUGGAGCAGCUGCAGGAGCAGGGAAUGUUCUGGCUGGCCAGGGAGGUCGCAACUCUGGCUGAGCUGCCUGUGGACAGUGUCCUCACACAAGAGGUUCUGAGAGAUCUGCAGCAUUUGAGAGACCUUGGGCAGUGGCAUCAGGCCCAGACAAGAGCUGAGUUCUGGCAGAAGUGCCACGACACCUUCCUGAGACAUUCCAUCUCCAGCCAGGCUGCUGCUGCCUUCUUCCUCCAGCAGGCAAACGUGGUGUUUGGCUCCUUGGGGCAGGAGGAGAGAGACAGCAUCAUGGAGAGACACUUGCUGCUGCCCCUGGCUGGCCACUGGCUGGCCAAGGAUGACUCUGUGCCCCUGCAGGAGCUGGAGGAGCUGGAGAAGCAGAUGUGGAUCUGUCGCAUUGCACAGCAAGUGUUGGCAGCCGAGUGCUUGGACCAGUCCCCACCACCCUCCCCUGCUGCAGGGAGCAGAGACCUCUCCUUUGACACCCUGGCCAAGCAGUUCUCCUUCUCCAAGCUGCCUGCCCUCAACAGCCCCAAGUACCUGCAGCUGGAGGCUCUGCCCCUCGGGGAGGCUGAGCAGCCCCUGAGUGGUGCUGAGCAGAAGGCUCUGCGGGGCCUGGUGGGGUCCCUGCUGGAUGAGGGCAGCGUGCACGAGGCCACCAGAGUCUGCCACCACUUCCACCUGGCCCACCGGGACGUGUCCCUGGUGCUGCACUGCAGGGCUCUGGCCUCGGGGGAGGCUGAGCUGGACCAGCUACACCCGGAGGUGCAGAGUCUCCUGGCAGCAAGGGCAAGCAUGGCCCAGGACAGUGCAGCUCAGCCAAGCAGAGCCAUAGGCACAUCCAGCCUAGAAGACUGGACACACCUGGUGGCUCCAUCUCCAGCUGAGCAGGUCGUGGUGUGCCUGAAGGCUCUCACAGAGGAGUGUGUCCAUGGCAGGAGCUACUGCAGGCAGGUCCUGUGCCUGUACGAGCUCUCCAAGGAACUGAGCUGCUCCUACAGCGAGAUCUCAGCCCAGGACCCCGAGAAGGUGCUGAGGGCCAUCCUGUCAUCCCAUCAGCCUGACAGGGCCAGGAGGGCCCAGGCCUUCAUCUCCAGCCAGGGGCUGCAGCCUGAGCCCGUGGCACAGCUGGUGGCCGAGCAGGUCCUGCAGGAGCUCUUGGCAUCUGCAGAGGGCAAAGGGCAGAGACAGGCUGCGAGCCCUGCAGCAGAGAGCCAAACCUUCCUGCAGCUGGCCAAGCUGUGCCAGGAUCACACCUUGGUGGGCAUGAAGCUACUGGAUAAAAUCUCCUCUGUCCCUCGUGGGGAACUCUCCUGCAUUACAGAGCUGCUGAUUCUGGCCCACAAGUGCUUCAGCUUGACCUGCCACAUGGAGGGUAUCACUCGAGUCCUGCAGGCAGCAAGGCUGCUCACAGACCAGCACUUGGCUCCCAAGGAGGAGUAUGGCCUGGUGGUUCGGCUGCUCACAGGCAUUGGCAGGUACAACGAGAUGACUUACAUCUUUGAGCUGCUGCACCAGAAACACUACUUCGAGGUGCUCAUGAGGAAGAAACUGGACCCAAGUGGGACACUGAAGACAGCUCUGCUGGACUACAUCAAGCGCUGCCGCCCUGGGGACAGCGAGAAACACAACAUGAUUGCUCUGUGCUUCAGCAUGUGCAGGGAGAUAGGGGAGAACCACGAGGCUGCUGCCUGCAUCCAGCUCAAGCUCAUCGAGUCCCAGCCCUGGGAGGAAUCUCUUCAGGAUGUGGCAAAUUUAAAGAAGUUGCUGCUAAAAGCUCUGACUCUCUUCAUUGAUGCAGCAGAAAGUUACUCCAAGGACUCGUGUGUGCGGCAGGGCCUGCGCUGCCGCCGCCUCACCAAGCUCAUCACCCUCCAGCUGCACUUCCUGGGCACGGGGCAGGGCACGAGGCUCAUCAACCUCAGCAGGCAGGACCUGAUGGACACCAUCCUGGGCCUGCCCAGGUUCUACCAG
Messenger RNA from Acanthisitta chloris (rifleman), 6664 nucleotides. RefSeq names its product spastic paraplegia 11 (autosomal recessive) (gene SPG11). The annotation marks the transcript as partial. The transcript has 37 exons. The record is from RefSeq and is a predicted model, not a curated record. Gene Ontology annotation, cellular component: axon; cytoplasm; synapse. Gene Ontology annotation, biological process: axo-dendritic transport; synaptic vesicle transport; axon extension. NCBI's taxonomy places the organism in Eukaryota, Metazoa, Chordata, Aves, Passeriformes, Acanthisittidae.